AUGGCUGCCCAGGUCGACAUCCCGAAAACCGUAGGCGCACUGCUGGCCGGAGGGUUAGUCGCGACCGCGUCGUUGAUACUUUGUGGGUUAUUCAGAUUUACCGGAGUCAUCACCGUGCAGAGCUAUAAUUACUACAAGUCAUAUCGUGGUGAUGCGAUGCGCGUAAGACUAUUGGUCGCCUUCGUCUGGCUACUCGAUUUCUGCCAUACACUUUUUGUCUCGCUGUCCCUAUGGCAUUAUCUCGUCCUCCACUACGGCGAUACUUCGAUGGUUGAUUCCGUGCCCUGGAGCCUGGCGAUGACGAUUGCUUUUACGGCAAUAUUGACAUUCCUCGUCCAUUGCUUCUUCGUCCACCGCAUAUUUAAACUAAGCGUAGGAAAGUGGAUCAUUGCCGUCCCGCUUGCUGCACUUGCCUUUUCCCGCUUAUGCUUCGCGUGUCUGACGACAUACCAAUUAAUCAAACUCGAUAGUCUAGACAUAUUUACGCAUCGCUUCCACUGGUCUUUCACCCUCGGACUAGCCCUUUCGUCUAUCCUCGACAUCCUCAUAACAGGGUCGCUUUGCUACUAUCUGUCAAAUAGUCGAAACCCGUCUUCAAGUUUGAAUCUAGUUAUCGACGUACUCAUCCUGUAUGCGUUCGAGAAUGGUGCUCUGACGACUGCUGCUACAAUUGUGUCGAUGAUCUGCUGGUUGAUAAUGCCGCACAAUCUAAUUUUCAUGGGUCUCCAUUUCAUCAUCAGCAAAUUCUAUGCCAACUCGUUACUUGCUACUCUCAACACCCGAAAGCGCCUGAGGGGUACUGGCCGCACAGAUUCUAACAGCCAUGCCAUACCCGUCGUUCUCACGGAAGACUUUACCAGCCAGCCACGAGGGAACAUUUUUUCUAGAGUUGCUCAGACCCUUCAAGUUGCAGAUAAUAGUGGAACUAAGAGAAGAUCGGCUUCACCGAUGGUUCACAUCAAUGUUCAGCAAACUGUCGAAUGUACUAUCGAGGAGGACGAGAUGAUACCGGCAAAAGUCGACUCUAAGGUUGAUCGUGACCGCAAUCGUGACGCAGAAUCAGCAUAA
This is a messenger RNA of Pleurotus ostreatus (oyster mushroom), 1068 nucleotides long. RefSeq lists its product as uncharacterized. The transcript has 22 exons. NCBI's taxonomy places the organism in Eukaryota, Fungi, Basidiomycota, Agaricomycetes, Agaricales, Pleurotaceae. The coding region runs from base 1 to 1068 and encodes 355 amino acids. The record is from RefSeq and is a predicted model, not a curated record.